AUGAGAGUGCUUCAAAAGCUGUUCUGCAAGCCCCGCCACGACGUUCAAGUUGGAUCUCAUCCCAUCACAAUUCGUUUACGAGUACUGGUCGUCCUUACAAGCCAAGAGAGCCCUGGUUCCAGCGAGAUGGCCGCAAUUCUUCCUCAAGAUCAAUCGCCUGAAUGGCUUGCACCAGAAAUAUGUUUCCUUGACCUAAGGGACAGGCACGAGCUGUCACCCGUAGCCGCCUUCGAGCCUUUACGCUGCAUGAUACUCGAGAAGCUAAAUCUGGCUCGGACCGAGCAGGACCAACAGGGAUCUUUGUUCUCUGCUGUCCAUCUCGCUGUUUUUUGA
Penicillium angulare is the source of this 333-nucleotide messenger RNA. RefSeq lists its product as uncharacterized. NCBI's taxonomy places the organism in Eukaryota, Fungi, Ascomycota, Eurotiomycetes, Eurotiales, Aspergillaceae. The record is from RefSeq and is a predicted model, not a curated record. The coding region runs from base 1 to 333 and encodes 110 amino acids. The transcript has a single exon.